Salvelinus namaycush (lake trout) is the source of this 588-nucleotide messenger RNA. RefSeq names its product protein lin-28 homolog A-like. Gene Ontology annotation, molecular function: zinc ion binding; nucleic acid binding. The transcript is spliced from 4 exons. The record is from RefSeq and is a predicted model, not a curated record. Bases 1 to 588 code for a protein of 195 amino acids. NCBI's taxonomy places the organism in Eukaryota, Metazoa, Chordata, Actinopteri, Salmoniformes, Salmonidae.
AUGGCAGAAGGGGGCUGUGCAAAGACCGAAGAGGAAGAAGCCACGGGCUCAGAGGAGGAUCUGGGUUCGUCUCGUGGAAGCGGCGUGUGUAAAUGGUUCAACGUCCGGAUGGGUUUCGGGUUCCUGUCGAUGACCAACCGAGAUGGGACUCCGCUCGAGGAGACUGUCGAUGUAUUCGUUCAUCAGAGCAAGCUGCACAUGGAGGGCUUCCGCAGCCUGAAGGAGGGCGAGGCGGUGGAGUUUACCUUCAAGAAGUCGUCUAAAGGCCUAGAGUCUGUCACGGUGACGGGGCCAGGGGGAGCACAGUGUGUGGGCUGUGAGAAGACACCUAAGGGACAACAGAAACGACGCUCCAAGGGGGACAGAUGCUACAACUGUGGAGGACCUGAACACCAUGCCAAAGAAUGCCAGCUACCUCCUCAGCCCAAGAAGUGCCAUUGCUGCCAGAGCAUCAGCCACAUGGUGGCCAACUGUCCAAUCAAAGCACAGCAGUCCUCCCCUGGCUCUCAGGGAAUAGCAUCAUCAUUGAGGGAUGAGAAAGAGGAGCAGAGCCACGCCCCCUUACUCCCCAGGGAGAGCUCUGAUUGA